Molecule: messenger RNA, 1774 nt
Organism: Colius striatus (speckled mousebird)
Lineage: Eukaryota; Metazoa; Chordata; Aves; Coliiformes; Coliidae
Product: bile salt-activated lipase-like
Exons: 11
Coding region: 92-1774 (560 amino acids)
Biological process (GO): synaptic vesicle endocytosis; modulation of chemical synaptic transmission; postsynaptic membrane assembly
Cellular component (GO): postsynaptic specialization membrane; synapse; cell surface
Molecular function (GO): sterol ester esterase activity; neurexin family protein binding; triacylglycerol lipase activity
Source: RefSeq, a predicted model, not a curated record
AGCCAAGACUGAGUCAUAGCAUUGGCACACACAGCCACAGUGCCAGCUAUAUAGACAUGUGAGUCUCCAUCUGGGGACUGGCACACACACCAUGGCUCGCUGGGAGAUCCUGUGCUUUGCCCUGUGCUUCUGCCUCGGGGUAGCAAGGGCCGCAACCCUGGGUGUAGUGAACACCGAGGGCGGCUUUGUGGAAGGCGAGAGCAAAAGACUGGGACUCUUUGGGGACUAUGUUGACAUCUUCAGAGGGAUCCCCUUUGCUGCCCCUCCAAAGACUCUGAAAGACCCUCAACCUCACCCUGGCUGGGAUGGAACACUGAAAGCAACAGAGUUCAAAAGUCGUUGCAUGCAGAUGACACUGACACAAGAAGAUGUCCGUGGGACUGAGGACUGUCUCUAUCUGAACAUCUGGAUCCCUCAAGGGAAGAAACAGGUCUCUACCAACCUCCCAGUGAUGGUCUGGAUCUAUGGUGGUGCCUUCCUCGUAGGAGGGGGCCAGGGAGCCAACUUCCUUAAUAACUACCUGUAUGAUGGUGAGGAGAUCGCUGUGCGGGGCAACGUGAUCGUGGUGACGUUCAACUAUCGCGUGGGGCCUCUGGGCUUCCUGAGCACUGGAGAUGAAAACUUGCCAGGGAACUACGGGCUGAAGGACCAGCACAUGGCUAUUGCCUGGGUGAAGAGGAAUAUCAAGGCCUUUGGAGGUGAUCCAGAGAACAUCACCAUCUUUGGAGAAUCAGCUGGUGCUACCAGUGUCUCCCUUCAGAUGUUGAGCCCAAAGAACAAAGGCCUGUUCAAGAGAGCCAUCAGCCAGAGUGGAGUCGGUCUCUGCAGCUGGGCCAUCCAGAGGGACCCACUCAGCUGGGCUAAAAAGAUUGGAGAAAAGGUGGGCUGCCCUACAGACAACAGCACCGUCUUGGCUGAAUGCCUGCGCAUCUCUGACCCCAAAGCUGUGACACUGGCCUACCAUCUGCAGCUCAUCAACCUGUCUGGUCCUCUGGUUCACACACUUGCCCUCACUCCUGUCGUCGAUGGAGACUUCCUCCCAGACACACCAGAGAACCUCUUUGCCAACACUGCUGACAUAGACUACAUAGCUGGGGUCAAUGACAUGGAUGGACACUUCUUUGCUGGCUUUGAUAUACCCGCUAUCAACCGCCCACUUGUGAAAGUCAGCGCGGAUGAGGUCUAUAAAUUGAUCAAAGGACUUACCGUAGACAGGGGCCAGCGUGGAGCCAAUCUAACUUACACUCUGUACACGCAAGCGUGGGGCAACAAACCAGAACAGGAGGUCGUGAAGAAGACAGUGGUGGAGGUGGCUACUGACUACAUCUUCCUGGUUCCCACACAGUGGACACUGAACUUGCACCUGCGCAACGCCCGGACUGCCAAGACAUACAGCUAUGUGUUCUCACAGCCAUCCCGAAUGCCCGUCUACCCAAGCUGGGUAGGAGCAGACCACGCUGAUGACCUGCAGUAUGUGUUCGGGUUGCCUUUCUCCAUCCCUCUGGGCUACCUGCCCAAGCACAGGACUGUCUCAAAAGCCAUGAUUGCUUACUGGACCAACUUUGCCAAGACGGGGAAUCCCAACGAAGGGAAUUCAGAGGUGCCCGUUACCUGGCCAGCCUACACCACUGAGGGUGGUUACUACCUGGACAUUAACAACAACAUAAACAAGAACUCUGUGAAAGAGAAUCUGAGAGGCCGGUUUGUGAACUUCUGGAACUCAGUCUACCGCAGCCUGCCACAGGUUGCCAACAUCACCCAGACUCCAAACUAA